GUGAAAGUGUCGAGCACUUAGCUGGAAUGCAAUGACAGGUCUAGACCUGAACUUCCGCAUUAAGCAGGAAGAAGUCAACAGUCAGAGAGCCAGAUGCACUCCACAUCAACACACCCUAAUCUGCCUGCAUAUGACUGUUAUGUUGUUCUGGCGUUGAGCUUCAACAGAGAGUAAAAAAAAAAAAUUAAAAAAAAAGAAACCUUGAGGAGGAACUGAUGUCCAUGAAGCUGUUACCUUGAAAACGAACUGGUGAAAUAAGGAUUAACACAUUUUGAAAAGAUGGACGACAUUGACGCCAUGUUCAGUGACCUGUUGGGGGAGAUGGACCUCCUCACUCAGAGUCUUGGACAGGAAACAGUACCCCCCGCGCCUCUCCCCACCACCAACCAGGAACUCAACUUCUCCAUCGGCUUCACUGACCUGAAUGAGUCCCUGCACGAACUGGAGGACAAUGAUUUGGACGCCCUCAUGGCUGAUUUGGUGGCUGACCUCAGUGCAACGGAAGAGAAACUCGCAGCAGAGAUACAAGGCCUGAAGGCGCCAUCACCUCCUGCCGGAAACCUACCGGCGCCACCCAUGGGCCUGAGCAUCCAACCUGCCUCCUCGAUCAGUUCGCCAUCAUCGCCCGCAGGCAGCAGCAUAAGCGUUAGCACCCCUGCCUCCUCUGCUGCCUCCCCCGUACCACCUCCGCCUCCUCAGUCUGUGAAGCCUACGAAAGAGGAAAUCGAGGCGCAGAUGAAGGCGGACAAAAUCAAACUUGCUCUUGAGAAGCUCAAGGAAGCAAAAGUGAAAAAGCUGGUGGUGAAGGUGCUUAUGAACGACGGCAGCUCCAAGACUCUGAUGGUCGACGAGAGGCAAAAUACCAGGGAAGUUCUGGACAUGAUGUUUGAGAAGACCCACUGUGACUGUAACGUGGACUGGAGUCUGUGUGAGACCAACCCUGAACUGCAACUUGAACGGGCAUUUGAAGACCACGAGAACCUUGUGGAUCCUCUCUCAGCAUGGACGAGGGACAGCGAGAACAAAAUCCUCUUUCAAGAGAGAAAGGAAAAAUAUGCGGUUUUCAAAAACCCACAGAACUUUUAUCUGUGGAAGAAGGACAAGAAAGCUCUCCAAGAGAUCAAAGACAAAGACAAGGAAAUAUUAAUCCAGGAGAACUUCUGCGGCACUUCCAUCAUCGUGCCCGAUCUGGAGGGGGUGCUCCACCUCAAAGAGGACGGCAAGAAGUCGUGGAAGCAGCGUCUCUUCCAGCUGAGGGCCUCGGGAAUUUAUUACGUGCCCAAAGGGAAGACCAAGUCGUCCCGCGACCUUGUCUGCUUUGUGCAGUUCGACAACGUAAACGUCUACUACGGCAAAGACUUUAAGACCAAAUACAAGGCCCCGACCGACUUCUGCUUCGUCCUGAAGCACCCUCAGAUCCAGAAAGAGUCUCAGUACAUCAAAUACAUGUGCUGUGACGACGCUAGGACCAUGAACCUCUGGGUGACUGGCAUAAGGAUUGCAAAGUACGGCGCAUCGCUGUAUGAAAACUUUAAAACGGCGGAGAAGAGGGCAGCCGUUAGCUCCGUGUGGACGAACCGCAGCACUCCAACCAGCUCCAAUCCAUCAACGCCGUCACCCACCAUCAAAGCAAAAUCACCAGGCCAAGCCAACGGUCACGCUCCCAAACCCCAAGCAGGACCUGUUAUACAGGACUUGGGAAAUUUACCACCUCCACCCCCAGCGUUAGCCGACGACCUCCCUCCACCACCUCCCGACCCGGCCUUUCCUCCUCCAACUCCCCCUAUGGCUCCUAAGAGUUCAGCAAAGCCGGCCCCCCCACAGCGACACCUGCCAGCCAACUUUCCUCCACCUCUACCUGCAAUGGACAACCUCCCACCUCCGCCGCCGCCCCCGCCCGUUGACGAGUCCUCAGAGGCUCCACCCGACUUCCUCCCACCCCCUCCUCCGGCCACGGGCUACGGUUCACUGCCACCUCCGCCAGCGAUGGCGAACUCUCUACCCCCACCUCCUCCGUCAGGUGGUUUCGGUGGUUUCGGCGGCCUGGGCGACUCCCUGCCUCCCCCGCCACCAGAUCCGGGGUAUUUACCGCCACCUCCACCGGAGCCAGCGUUCCAAUCAGCCGGGGCGCCUCCGCCACCCCCUCCGCCACCGCCUCCAGCCGCUCCAGCUCCGGGUGCUGCUGCCGCCGGGGGCCCACGUUUAGCUGUGCGGACCACUGGGUCACUGAAGAAGCUUCCUCCUGCCCCGCCAAAGAGGACUACACCACCGAUGCAAGGUGGAGGAGGUGGAGGAGGUGGAGAAGGAGGUGGCGACCUCAUGUCAGAACUGAUGCUAGCCAUGCGGAAGAAGCGCGAUCAAUAGCCUGAGGAGGAGCGACAAACACAAAAACCCAGAACAAACUGUGCACAACUGUGCUGCACAACCAUCAUCUUGGAAAUUAAGCUUGUGGAGAUUUCAAUUAUAGACACAUUUAUCCAUCUAUUAUUAUUUUCUUUUUCUGAAUUGCUCUUUAAAGAAAAAAUUAUCUAUAAGAUACACUGUUUGACAACCCAAAUAUCCACACACUGAUGACUGUCACCAUUCUAAGAAAGCAAUUUUGUGUUGUAAUGGACACGAAGUGUGAUUAAUUUUACAUUUAAAAUCAAGUAAUUUGUAAAAUAAAUGUAAAAUUAAUACAUUAAAGCUGUCAUCAUAUUUCUCAGAGACAUUUUAUGGGGUUGUGUGUGUAUAUAUAUAUAUAUAUAUAUAUGUGUGUGUGUCAACAUGGAGAGUUGUAAAUAGUAUCCAUUACGCUUUUUAAAUGACUGUUACUGAAAUAAAAACUUCUUGAAUAAAUACGUCAAACUCCAGGUGACAUAAGAGAUACGUGAAAUGAA
This is a messenger RNA of Mugil cephalus (flathead mullet), 2879 nucleotides long. It is a transcript of the gene apbb1ip, whose product is annotated as amyloid beta (A4) precursor protein-binding, family B, member 1 interacting protein. Gene Ontology annotation, cellular component: plasma membrane; cytosol. Gene Ontology annotation, biological process: signal transduction. NCBI's taxonomy places the organism in Eukaryota, Metazoa, Chordata, Actinopteri, Mugiliformes, Mugilidae. Bases 280 to 2364 code for a protein of 694 amino acids. The record is from RefSeq and is a predicted model, not a curated record. The transcript is spliced from 14 exons.